This is a messenger RNA of Osmerus eperlanus (European smelt), 2797 nucleotides long. It is a transcript of the gene pabpc1b, whose product is annotated as poly A binding protein, cytoplasmic 1 b. The record is from RefSeq and is a predicted model, not a curated record. Bases 597 to 2498 code for a protein of 633 amino acids. Gene Ontology annotation, molecular function: mRNA 3'-UTR binding; poly(A) binding; poly(U) RNA binding. Gene Ontology annotation, cellular component: ribonucleoprotein complex; nucleus; cytosol. The transcript has 14 exons. NCBI's taxonomy places the organism in Eukaryota, Metazoa, Chordata, Actinopteri, Osmeriformes, Osmeridae.
UCAGUCGCAUUCCCCUAAACCCCGGCUGUUAGUGCUGUGUGAAUGCGCGUGUGCUCCUGAGCUUGCUCGGCACACAUUCUAUAAAAAAUUAAAAAAAUAAAAAAAAGUUAAAAACCGUAAAAACGUAAAAAAUCUAUUUUUCUCUUUGUAAUAAAAUCGGUGAAGCAGGAGCAACCAUUCAAAGACUGGACGGUACCAGAAGAGACGGAACUUAACGACAUUUUAAACCGACGAGAGUCGCUAGCACAAAGCUAACGCAACUGAUUACCAUCUGCUCAGGGGAAGCAAGCAAGGCCGACAACUUUUGUUUUCGUUUAAUUUCAGUUUUAGAUAUUUGGACCGUUACUACGUAUUUUAAUAGCCCAAACAGAACGAAUUUCAUCUUCACCGAUUUAGCUAAGUAACUUCGGUCUUCAUCCUAAACAUUUUAACCUCCUGUUAGCUUGCUGACAAAUUCCACACCGGCCCGAGCUAAAUUGCUAACGACGUAACAGACCUUUUGGAAUACAGAACGCAUUUUUUUUUCAGUUAAACUCUUCGUAGCUAUUUGUUCCGUUGAUAGGUUAGCUAGAUAACGUUUCAAACCCGAAACAAAAAUGAACCCGAGUGCUCCUAGUUACCCGAUGGCAUCUCUGUAUGUUGGGGACCUGCAUCAAGACGUGACCGAGGCCAUGCUGUACGAGAAGUUUAGCCCCGCAGGGGCUAUCUUGUCCAUCCGUGUAUGCAGAGACAUGAUCACUAGGCGUUCGCUUGGAUACGCCUAUGUAAACUUUCAGCAGCCAGCAGACGCUGAGCGUGCGCUAGAUACAAUGAAUUUUGACGUGAUCAAGGGUCGCCCGGUCCGUAUCAUGUGGUCCCAGCGUGACCCUUCCCUGCGCAAAAGUGGCGUCGGAAACAUCUUCAUUAAGAACUUGGAUAAGUCUAUUGACAAUAAGGCCCUAUACGACACCUUCUCCGCCUUUGGCAACAUCCUCUCUUGCAAGGUGGUGUGUGAUGAGAAUGGCUCAAAGGGCUACGGCUUUGUGCACUUUGAGACUCAGGAGGCGGCGGAGAGGGCCAUUGAGAAAAUGAACGGCAUGUUGCUCAAUGACCGAAAAGUUUUCGUCGGUCGCUUCAAGUCCCGCAAAGAGCGCGAGGCUGAGCUGGGCGCCCGCGCCAAGGAGUUCACAAACGUCUACAUCAAGAACUUUGGGGAGGAUAUGGACGAGGAGAAGCUGAGGGACGUGUUCAGUCAAUAUGGCAACGCCAUGAGUAUCCGAGUCAUGACGGAUGACAGUGGAAAGUCACGAGGAUUUGGCUUCGUCAGCUUCGAGCACCACGAGGAUGCCCAGAAGGCCGUAGACGAGAUGAACGGGAAGGAGUUUAACGGCAAGCUGAUCUACGUGGGCCGCGCCCAGAAGAAGAUGGAGCGCCAGACUGAACUGAAGCGCAAGUUUGAGCAGAUGAAACAGGACCGCAUGACGCGCUACCAGGGGGUUAACCUCUACGUCAAGAACCUCGACGACGGCCUUGAUGAUGAGCGCCUCCGCAAGGAGUUCACCCCCUUCGGGACGAUCACCAGCGCCAAAGUCAUGAUGGAGGGCGGCCGCAGCAAAGGCUUUGGCUUUGUGUGCUUCUCCUCCCCGGAGGAGGCCACCAAGGCGGUGACUGAAAUGAACGGCCGCAUCGUGGCCACCAAGCCCCUCUACGUGGCGCUGGCCCAGCGCAAGGAAGAGCGGCAAGCACACCUCACCAAUCAGUACAUGCAGCGGAUGGCCAGCGUUCGCGCCGUGCCCAACCCAGUGAUAAACCCCUACCAGCCUGCUCCUCCCUCUGGGUACUUCAUGGCUGCCAUCCCCCAGGCUCAGAAUCGGGCUGCGUACUAUCCUACAGGCCAGAUGGCUCAGCUGAGACCCAGCCCGCGCUGGGCCACCCAAGGUGUCCGUCCUCAGCACUUCCAGAACAUGCCUGGUGCCAUGCGUCCCAACGUCCCCCGUCCCCAGACCUUCGGCUCCAUGAGACCAACCUCCCAGGUGCCCCGCAUGAUGUCUGCCCAGCGCCUUCCUGCCCAGGCCAUGGGACCUCGUCCCAUCAACGCAGCGGCGGCUGCCUCUGCGCCCGUGCGUGGCGUGCCCCAGUACAAGUAUGCCCCGGGAGUCCGCAAUCCCCAGCAGCACAUGAACCCCCAGCCUCAGGUGGCUAUGCAGCAGCCUGCUGUCCACGUCCAGGGCCAGGAGCCUCUGACUGCCUCUAUGCUCGCUGCUGCCCCACCACAGGAGCAGAAGCAGAUGCUGGGUGAGCGUUUGUUCCCUCUGAUCCAGAACAUGCAUCCCAGCCUGGCCGGUAAGAUAACAGGAAUGCUUCUGGAGAUCGACAACUCGGAGCUUCUCCACAUGCUGGAGUCCCCGGAAUCUCUGCGCUCAAAGGUUGAUGAGGCGGUGGCUGUGCUCCAAGCCCACCAGGCCAAGGAGACAGCUCAAAAGACUGUGCCCAACUCUGCUGGAGUCCCAAGUGUUUAAGAUGGGGAAUGUGCAACGUUUUACUCGUGCUUCACCGAUGGAAAAAAAUUAAACAUUGAAAAAAGCUAAAACACACAAAACAAUGCAAAAAGAAAUAAAAUGACACGUUAAAAAAGAAAGAACUAGGUUAAGGCCAGGCCUAGAGAAGAUGAGACUAGGUCUUGUUUAUAAAUGAAAAAGGAUAAGGAAAAAAAGAGAAAAAUCUUGAAAAUAAAAAAUGGUUUAGUCUGGGGUUUUAAUUAUUCCUCUUGGAAUUUACUGAAAGCAUUCCUUUCUGGCAUUUUAUUCAUUUUAAAUGU